AUGUCCAACCCACAGAUUUCGCUCCGCUCGCCAGCAGAGGAGCCAACAAAUCAACCCCAAGACUCUGCUACCCACGGUGUUGCUGCCAACUUUUGCACAUAUGAUGUUGUGGCGCAGGAGGCAGCCAAAAUCGCCCUUAAAAAUGCCACUCCAAGUGCCAUUGACGAGCCAAUGAUUGGCUCGGUAGAUGCUCAAACACUUGGCACUUCAACCAUUUCUUCCGAUCCCAAUUCGAUUCAACUUUCCGACCACACCGUCACAGAGUGCAGUCAGUCUACAGGGGCAGAAACCAUUGAUGAUGUGGCCGAUUGCGUUGCCACGGGAUCCCUCCAUCCGAAAAACAAUUAUUGCACUCAAAUGCCAAAACUAGAAUCUUCAUCUGCAGAUUCUUCUUUGUCAAUUCAUGUCUCCACGGCUAAGGAAUCCUUGAAAAAAAAUGAUGCGGGAUCAUCGUCAAUUGGCGUUUCUUCACGGCCACCAUCGAAGAGUUCUGUUGUUUUUGCCAUUUUAUUUUACUUGGUGACCUCGAUUKCGAUGGUCAUUAUUAACAAAAUGGUGCUCAAUGUGUUUGCUCUUCCCUUGACUCUGUUAUGGAUACAGCUUGCCUUUGCUGCAGUCCUACUGAAGCUGCUUGAGCUUACAAGGAUAUGUUCGCCUUUUGCCCCUCUUUCGAUUGACAUUUUAAUUAGAUUGGCGCCAUUGAUUCUUAUCAACGUACUCGGGCUUGCUAUGAACACACUUUGCUUGCAAUAUUUAGAUGCAUCUUUAUACCAAGUUGCCAGAGCACUGAUACUUCCAUUUACCGUGAUCCUUUCUGCCAUCAUUUUGAAGCAGAAAAGCUCUAUUCCGGUUUUGAUUGCAUGUGCCAUCGUGUCUGGUGGCUUUUUGAUCGGCAUUUUCAUCGAAAAAGAUGUCCACAUUUCUACGCUUGGAGUAAUAUUUGGCAUUGUCAGCUCAUCGACUUCUGCUCUUCAUUCCAUUGUGAUUAAAAAGUCGCUAAGGAUAAUUGAUGGUGCCGUUGCUUUGGUAUAUUAUAAUAACUUACUGUCCGUUAUUCUUCUAUUUCCGUUAAUAUUUAUUGAGACAAAUGGCAUAAUUCAGUUGUUCACUGUGGCGAGCGUGUCCGCUGUCGCUACGCCGGGAAUGUUUCUGAUUGGCUCUGUUUUGGCAGGCGUUUGCGGUCUUCUCAUAAACCUUGCCGGGUUUUUGCAAAUUAAGGUGACAAGCCCGAUAACACAUACGCUGUCGUCGGCAUCAAGAGGGAUCAUUCAAACCCUAUUGGCCGUUUUAAUCCUCGGCGAAAUAUUAACAACAUCUCGUGUCAUCAGUAUCGCCAUUACUAUUAUCGGAACGAUCUUGUACACUUGGAUAAGGUCUAAGGAAUGUAAAAAAGAAGAGGCUAAAGCCGCCAAGUCACAAUCCUCGUUUUACAAGAUACCACAGCAAAUGGACAUUGAGGUCGGAAAAACGGAGAAAAUCUAUUCACGGCCCGACCAAAUGACGGAAGGUAACAUCCCCAAGUCUAUUCAUGGCCAAAACUUGCGGCUCUACAAGCUACCCGCAAAUACGAUGGUUAUGGCGUAA
This is a messenger RNA of Mitosporidium daphniae, 1584 nucleotides long. RefSeq lists its product as uncharacterized. The transcript is spliced from 3 exons. Bases 1 to 1584 code for a protein of 527 amino acids. The record is from RefSeq and is a predicted model, not a curated record. Gene Ontology annotation, biological process: GDP-fucose import into Golgi lumen; protein O-linked glycosylation via fucose. Gene Ontology annotation, molecular function: antiporter activity. NCBI's taxonomy places the organism in Eukaryota, Fungi, Microsporidia. Gene Ontology annotation, cellular component: Golgi apparatus.